Papilio xuthus (Asian swallowtail) is the source of this 1654-nucleotide messenger RNA. Its product is annotated as non-specific lipid-transfer protein-like. Gene Ontology annotation, molecular function: acyltransferase activity, transferring groups other than amino-acyl groups. NCBI's taxonomy places the organism in Eukaryota, Metazoa, Arthropoda, Insecta, Lepidoptera, Papilionidae. The coding region runs from base 307 to 1545 and encodes 412 amino acids. The transcript has 2 exons. The record is from RefSeq and is a predicted model, not a curated record.
UAAUCAUUAAUGAGAGUACUUAUAAUAUUCUGAAGUAGAUUUUACCGCCUUUUUGUUGAAAAAAAAAACCGGAUCUCGGAGCAGUUGGGAAAUCAACAUAAUAGUAUAAGUGUUUGAGCCUUCACCUUGUAUCUGUGCGACAGAAAUGGCGAUACACAACUCCAAUGACUUCGCAUCGUUUCACUUAUCUUAACACAUUUAAAUGUAAUCGUUUAAAUAUAAUACUCGUGUCAUUGCAUUAAGUUUUAAAUAUUUCAACUUUCCAUUAAAUAAUAUUUAGCUUUAUAUAAUUGUAGUAAUAAAACGAUGUGUUCUAAAGUAUACGCUGUCGGUGUCGGUAUGACGGAAUUCGUGAAACCCAAUUCAUCGCGAGAUUACCCGGAGUUCGCCUUGGAGGCUGUGGAGAGGGCGCUAGUGGACGCAGGGAUUACGUAUGACGUCAUCGAGCAAGCCGUCUGUGGGUACGUGUACGGGGACUCUGCAUGCGGACAACGCGUCCUGUACCAGGCGGGCAUGACUGGUCUGCCGGUGCACAACAUCAACAACCACGGCGCCACCGGCGGCACUGCACUUCACCUCGCGCACCGCCUGGUGCAGGCAGGCUCACAUGUCGUUCUCGCCCUCGGCUUCGAGAAGAUGACUCCCGGUGCCUUACCCGCCACCGCAUACCCUGACCGUACCUACCCCGCCGACAUACACAUCAAGAAAAUGCUCAAAAUUGUUAAAUUAGAAAAUGCACCGAUGGCCGCGCAAUGUUUCGGAAACGCCGCCAAAGAACAUAUGGAAAAAUACGGCACCACGGAAACUCAGUUCGCUAAAAUUGCUGUCAAGAAUCAUAGAAAUGGUUCCGCGAAUCCAUAUGCACUCAACAAAAAUGUGUACACACUGCAAGACAUAUUAGAUUCUAAGAGGAUAUUCGGUCCGCUGACUAAACUGCAGUGCUGUGCCAACUGCGACGGGGCGGCGGCUGUCGUGCUGAUGUCGGAGCAGGCAGUUGCUAAACACAAUUUAGCUUCAAAAGCAGUCGAAAUCGCAGGAAUCGCACUGGCCACAGACACAAGCGCCGUGUUCUCGGACACGACUCGGCUGAGAAUAGCGGGGUACGACAUGACAGCGCUAGCCGCUGACCAGGUUUACAAGACGACUGGGGUCUCUCCCAGUGAGGUGGAUGUGGUGGAACUCCACGACUGUUUUUCGAGUAAUGAACUAAUAACGUACGAAGCUCUAGGGCUAUGCGAGGAAGGGAAGGGUGGGGCUUUCGUGGACGCACGGCUCAACACGUACGGUGGACAGGUAGUGGUCAAUCCAAGUGGAGGACUGCUCGCGAAGGGCAACCCUAUUGGUGCGACGGGGUUGGCGCAGUGCGCGGAGCUCGUGUGGCAACUGCGGGGUGAGGCGGGGGCGAGACAGGUGCCAAAUGCGCGUAUUGGCCUUCAACACAACCUUGGGCUAGGUGGUGCGGUCGUAGUCGCCAUCUAUCGCAAAAGCUUUGACAACAAGAAAAAAAUCGCCGGGGAGGAUGGAAAAAUUCGCGCCAAAAUUUAAAUUUCAAAACAACGCCAUCUUUUGUUCAGUAGUAACUACAAACGAUUUCAUUUUGCUCUGUUUUAACAUAGCGUAGUGUAAAUGAAAAAAAAACAACGAUAAAAACCAA